Messenger RNA from Gambusia affinis (western mosquitofish), 1163 nucleotides. RefSeq names its product histone H3.3A. The transcript has 4 exons. The record is from RefSeq and is a predicted model, not a curated record. Gene Ontology annotation, molecular function: protein heterodimerization activity; structural constituent of chromatin; DNA binding. Lineage: Eukaryota; Metazoa; Chordata; Actinopteri; Cyprinodontiformes; Poeciliidae. Gene Ontology annotation, cellular component: nucleosome. The coding region runs from base 205 to 615 and encodes 136 amino acids.
GUAAUCUGAUUGGCUGCGCCAUAUCCCGUUUGGAGGACAAGCGAAUCGUGCUCAGUAUGCGAAAAACAUGACGUCACGUUGAAGUAUUAAUAGCCGGCUUCGUUCACGCUCUCGUCUAUAGUCGUUUUCAGCGGUGUAUAUCAGCGGAGACACGUCUGACGCAACAACUUCUUAGUACACCUUCAACUUAAAAGGUAAUACGAUAUGGCUCGUACUAAGCAGACCGCCCGUAAGUCCACUGGAGGUAAAGCGCCAAGGAAGCAGCUUGCUACCAAGGCUGCUAGGAAGAGCGCCCCCUCCACAGGAGGCGUGAAGAAACCACAUCGCUACAGGCCCGGCACUGUGGCUUUGAGGGAGAUCCGUCGCUACCAGAAGUCCACGGAGCUGCUUAUCCGUAAGCUGCCCUUCCAGCGCCUGGUGAGGGAGAUCGCCCAGGACUUCAAGACCGAUCUUCGUUUCCAGAGCGCAGCUAUCGGAGCUCUCCAGGAGGCAAGCGAGGCCUACCUGGUGGGUCUCUUUGAGGAUACCAACCUGUGCGCCAUCCACGCUAAACGUGUCACCAUCAUGCCCAAGGACAUCCAGCUGGCUCGCAGGAUAAGGGGAGAACGGGCCUAAGGGGCUGCUUUGUUUUAACAAAUUGUCCUAUUUAUCAUACUUAUCCAUUCUAUGGACAUUUUUAUUUCUUGGUUUUUAUAUAUAUAUACAUAUAUAUAUAAGUUCUUAAAUUUUUUGUAUUUUUAGUGAUGCAACAUACCAACCAUUCCACAAGCCCAAGUGCACCAUGGACAUGAUUUUACCUUUUUUGGGUUGUCAGGCUAAAUGUAAUGACGUUGGGGAGGGCUCCUUUUAUUGACGAAGCAGACUAAAAUCUUUUGACAAGAAUCAAAUGCUUCACAACCUAACGGGAGCAGCAUUCUUUUCCCUAGUUGCUAUUGAUCAGAAAAUGCCAGCAUGCCAUCCUGGGUGCGCCUCGCCGCAGCGUCAGAGUGUUGGCUGUCCCAGUUGAUCCUCUGCACGGUGUGAGGGCGCACUGCAGACCCAUAACCCUGUGAUUUCUCUGGGCCGCUUUUUAUCUCAAAACACAAAAUCUUGGCAGCUACAUUUAAUACUAUUUAUGAGAUGUUGUCACAUGUCUUUCUAUUAAAGGUCUUUAUGAAUACAAA